This is a messenger RNA of Trichechus manatus latirostris (Florida manatee), 885 nucleotides long. RefSeq names its product gastrokine-3-like. Gene Ontology annotation, biological process: regulation of cell population proliferation. The transcript is spliced from 6 exons. Lineage: Eukaryota; Metazoa; Chordata; Mammalia; Sirenia; Trichechidae. Bases 1 to 597 code for a protein of 198 amino acids. The record is from RefSeq and is a predicted model, not a curated record.
AUGCCAGCCCACAAAGACUUGUUCAUUGGCCAUGUUUGCCUUGGAAUCAGUGGAGUGAGCAGGAUUGUGUCUUCCAUUCUCCUGAUUUUCCUCCUAACUCCGUCUAUGGCCUUGAUGAACACCAAUGACAGCCAUCUUCUGGAUGGAUCUGUUGGGACCCAAAUCAUCCAUGUCAAUGCCUUCCGAGGUAUGGUCAGCAUCCGGGACAACAAUGUUUUGAGUGAAUGGGAUGGAAUCAUGGACUACAAGAAUGCCCUCCUGGCAGCUAAGCUGUUUAGUAAGAUGGCCUGUGUCCUGGUCAAGAUGAACCAAGCUGCCUUCCCAACUUUAGAGGAAAUUAUCGGGGCCCUGGAUCAGCAGGCUUUAAAGCAAUACCCAUCCACCCAUGGCCUGACCUAUACUGUUUUACCCGGCCGGGUCAAGAACUUAGCCCAGUAUGGAAUGCCCAUCAAGGACAUGUGCAGAGCUGUCCCCACCUACUUUGCCCAGCAACAAAAAGAAGGUGUGGCACUGGCAACUGACCCUGAGUCCUGUUUUGAAAUGCAACUUCUGUCCUUUAUGGGGCUCGCCAUCUGUGGUGAGAUUCCUGGGCUCUGAACCUCCAGGUCAGCCACUUGGAGAGUGGACACUUGGAUUAGGCUGCCAGUCUGGAGCCAGUGCUCGAGGGCCUGACCCUCCCUCUGUCUGUAGGAUGCUGCUUAUUCACUCCUCCACCUUCUGCCUUUUGACCAAUGCCCAGCUUUGUAAUCAGGAAAGUAAGGUGCAUUUCUCCCUCUGGGCUAGCAUAAUAAAGCUUCCACUUGCCUCACUGAUCUAGCAGAUGGUUAAACUGAGCCCUCCCUGCCUACAUGGUCCUCUCUCAAGUUACCGGCAUUCCCAGCCACA